UUGGCUGCAGACUAUAAUGACCUGCUUAAGGAGCUAUCCUCUCACAAGAUGACGUCUGUUGGAUGCUAUUCGAUAGGAGAAACCAUUGGCACGGGAGCCUAUGGAAAAGUUAAAUUAGGUAUUCAUAAACUGACCGGACAGCAGGUCGCCAUCAAAAAGAUCGACAAGCAACACGCGCCUCUAAUGGCUAGAGAAAUCCACCACCAUCGCCAACUACGACACCCUAGUAUAGUGACGCUCUACGAAGUUAUUUCAACUGAAUCCACAAUUCAUCUUAUUUCCGAAUAUUGUCCCAAUGGCGAAUUGUUUGAUGCCCUCACAUCGUCUGGUCGAUUCUCGGAGUACAGAGCACAAAAAAUGUUCAAUCAAAUCACAAGUGCCGUACGAGCAUGUCACCAACAAGGCAUUGUUCACAGAGAUUUGAAACUGGAGAACAUCCUACUAGAUGCUGACAAUAACGCCAAGCUAUGUGAUUUCGGCUUUGCUCGUUACGCAGAGAAUAACCAGUUUUUAGAAACUUUUUGCGGCAGCUUAGCUUAUUCUGCGCCAGAGGUCAUCAUGUGUCAGAAAUACACCGGUCCAGCAACCGAUGUCUGGUCUCUAGGCGUCAUUCUCUUUACACUGCUGGCAGGUGAACUUCCUUUUGACGACGACUCUGAGAUCAUAAUACAGCGCAAGAUCCGAAAUGUUGACUACGAAAUACCCUCCUACUUCUCACCUGAGGCUGCCGAUUUAAUCCAACGUCUACUCCAACUCGAUCCUCUCGAAAGACCAACCAUCGAUCAGGUGGCAAAUCAUCCGUGGCUC
This is a messenger RNA of Phycomyces blakesleeanus NRRL 1555(-), 807 nucleotides long. RefSeq lists its product as hypothetical. Gene Ontology annotation, cellular component: cytoplasm. The record is from RefSeq and is a predicted model, not a curated record. Gene Ontology annotation, molecular function: ATP binding; protein serine/threonine kinase activity. The transcript has 6 exons. NCBI's taxonomy places the organism in Eukaryota, Fungi, Mucoromycota, Mucoromycetes, Mucorales, Phycomycetaceae. The annotation marks the transcript as partial. Gene Ontology annotation, biological process: intracellular signal transduction; protein phosphorylation.